AUGAAUUUGAUUCUAUGGCUACAAAUAUUAUUCGUCGCUACUGUCAGCGCAAAUACGGAAUCAUUUCUUCUGCAUGUACCCAGUGAUUUCCCACUGCGCAAAAACUCCGAUGAGCCAUCUUCUUACCCAAGGUAUAUCUCACUUCAUAAUUCCAACCUUGCCAAGACUACCUUUUUUAGUGGAAUUGAAGGUCCUACAUAUAUAGAACUGAAAUCUUUACAAGUUGAUGAGACGUAUCAGAUCAAGAUUUGUUGGACCGCGUUAGAUCCGGUGUCAAUAACUGAUAUAGAUUGGAUAGUUAUACCACAUUCAACGGAGUUCCAAAACACCAAAAGCGACGAGGCAAGAAUAUUCAUAAAAUUUAAUGUGGUGGCGGAUUCUUGGCCGCCACUAAAUCAAUUGACAAAAAUACCAAUUAACGUUUCGGUAAUUAAUACAAAAUUAGGUAUACCAGUUGAUCUUUACAAAAUUAUCAUUUACAUUGGGCUUGUAAUGACCAUUACUUUUUGGAUAAAUGGCCGAACCAAUCUUUACGAAUUGUUGAAAAAUCUAUAG
This is a messenger RNA of Zygosaccharomyces rouxii, 555 nucleotides long. RefSeq names its product Pga1p (gene PGA1). NCBI's taxonomy places the organism in Eukaryota, Fungi, Ascomycota, Saccharomycetes, Saccharomycetales, Saccharomycetaceae. Gene Ontology annotation, biological process: GPI anchor biosynthetic process. The record is from RefSeq and is a predicted model, not a curated record. The transcript has a single exon. Gene Ontology annotation, molecular function: mannosyltransferase activity. Gene Ontology annotation, cellular component: endoplasmic reticulum membrane; mannosyltransferase complex. Bases 1 to 555 code for a protein of 184 amino acids.